AUGCGACACUCAGCCAAGCUUCUCCGGUUCCUACACUCAUCAAUUUUCACCACUAGCGAGAGAGCAGUAGAACAGAAUUGCCUCUCUCUUCUCCAACUCUGCAACUCUCUGCCAAAACUCACUCAAUUUCAUGCUCAACUUGUUAAAGUUGGUCUCCAUGCUAAUCCUUUAGUCCUCACUAAGUUCACCUCCGUUUCCUCUCAUCUCAAAGCCGUUCACUAUGCUUCCUCCGUCAUUUUCUCCCCAGAACCCACUUCCCAGUGUUAUGAUACCUUCCUUUUCAACACCUUCAUCAAAGCAUAUGCAGAGACUGAAAAUUCCAAGCACACUGCUAUACAUUACUACACAUUUAUGCUUAGCUAUGGGAUUAGGCCUAAUAAGUACACAUACCCUUUCGUUCUUAAGGCCUGUGCUGGCAUUGUGGACUUGCGUUUAGGCCAAGCGGUUCAUGGAUCGGUUGUGAGACUAGGGUUUAGUUAUGAUACUCAUGUUCUGAACACUAUGGUUCAUAUGUAUUGUAGUUGUAAAAAUGGAAUUGAUUUUGGCGAGAAGUUGUUUGAUGAAAUGCCCAAGUGUAAUCCAGCUAAGAUACCUCAACUUGGAUUAAAUAAGUCUAAAGUCAAUACGAUAAAUCCGGAGUUUUCUUUGAGGCCAUUUCGCCACUCCACCGUAUUCGUAACGGCACGCAAUUUCCACACUUAA
Molecule: messenger RNA, 702 nt
Organism: Fraxinus pennsylvanica
Lineage: Eukaryota; Viridiplantae; Streptophyta; Magnoliopsida; Lamiales; Oleaceae
Source: the annotation of a GenBank genome assembly